Messenger RNA from Hypomesus transpacificus, 1768 nucleotides. Its product is annotated as rhomboid domain-containing protein 2-like. Gene Ontology annotation, molecular function: serine-type endopeptidase activity. The transcript is spliced from 4 exons. The record is from RefSeq and is a predicted model, not a curated record. Lineage: Eukaryota; Metazoa; Chordata; Actinopteri; Osmeriformes; Osmeridae. Gene Ontology annotation, cellular component: membrane. The coding region runs from base 457 to 1521 and encodes 354 amino acids.
CACGAGGUCUCGGAGCAAGGGAAAAAAGAGCCACUGUUUAAAGCUAGACCUAGCUUACUCUAGUUAUAUUAACUCUGCACAUAUAUCUAUGGCACAAACUCUCUUCAUUCGAGGACGUCAUUUCCUGAUUUUCGAUCCGGUGGUGUCCCAAGAACCGGGACCACGUUAUUCCUCGAUUAAGCCGCUAACUUGGGAAGUAGGCACAAAAAGUGGAUUUAAAAACUUUAGCACAGGAUGUAUUCAGUCUUGGGACUAGUGCUUUUGUCAAUGGACAUGGUAAGGCAGCUUCACUUAUUAUAUAUGGUAGUAAAACAUAAAUGUUUUCAGUCAUACCAUGUAGCCUAUUAACACCCCAGUAGUGUCUUUAAACAAGUCUAACGUGUGUCUCAUCGAUAACAUUUUGUGUGUGUGUAUAGCCUAUACUUUGUGAAUCUGUACUUUACCCCUACCAGACAUAUGUUAACGAUGCUACACCUUCCAUUUACAGUACACAAGCUGCUUACAUACUCCUUCCACCACAAGACCAUGAUUCAACUACUCCUCAGUGUAGGGGUUGUGGUGCCCCUAGGCAGUAACAUUGAAAAGAGUUUGGGGACUGUCCACUUUAUCUUCCUAUUUCUACUACUCUCUACCAUCACUGGGGUGUUGUACACUAUACUACAACUUAUUGUUUUGGAUACCUCCUUUCAAGACCAGGUGGAAGGGUUGGUCCCUGUUUCUCUAGCUUUGCUCAGUGUAACCACAAUGCAAUCCCGUAUGACCAAGGCCUUCCUAUUUGGGGUCAGUGUGCCCACUUUAGCCCUACCAUGGCUGUUUCUGAUGAUCAUAUCACUACUGGUCCCACACACUGUGUUUCUCUGUAACAUUGUUGCCAUUGCAACAGGGUGGAUCUAUGGCAAAGGCUGGUUCUCUAUGUUGGACAUGUCUGAAGCUAGGGCAUCAAUCCUUGACAAGAAGAUGCCUUUCAGACUGCUGAGGAACAUUGGUGUCCUGUAUGUCCCAGCAUCUGUGGAAGAGAAGAAGAAGGUUGUUCAUCCUCGAAUCACCCCAAUCCCAGGGUCCUACCCAGUCCAAGCCUAUGCUCCAGUUUCUACUCUCUCAAGCCUCCAGGCUACAGAGGCCACACCAAAGAUGUAUGAAGGCUGGCCACAUUCCUCCUACACUCAAGCUAGUCCUAUUCCACACUCAGCCCCACAUGGACACAGCCACGGAUAUGGCCUGGCAUAUAACUUUGGGUUUAAUAACGGACACAGUUACGAGCAUAGCCACGGGCAUGGCUGCAGUCAUAACCAUAGCCAAGCGCAUGGACAUUGUCACAAACAUGUUUUUUUGGACAGGAAUAGUCACGGUGGCAAUGAUUCCUGUUCUCAACAUUCUCAUGUUAGCCCAAUGAAUAUGCACUCGGGUCAGCCUGUUGGUUAUCUACCUCAUCCAGAUACCUUUUCACGUUUUCCAGAAAGUGAUUUAGGUCCAACAUCUGUGAUGAUUGACCCAGUGGCACCUGUGGGCUUUUCAGGCUAGUUAGACUCAGGGCUAAAAUGUAGGUGAUUGAUAUUUCUUAUUUUGAUGCUGUAUGUGGAGGUAAUGAGUGUAGACAAGUUGAGUUUUCAGGCAAAAUCAGUGUUUGCAUGUUAUUUGGAGGAUAUUGCAGCCCUUUAAGCAUUCUAGGUUUAAGGCUAGAAACCUCUCAAAGACUGGAUUUGUAAUGUUUCUUUGUUUGUACAACUCUUCUCAUAUCAUUAUUUAUAUUAAAUAUGCAAGAACUGUU